UGGCGCCGAGCGCGACGGGCCUGGCCUGUCCUGACCCUUCGGUGCGGCCGGGGCGGAGAGCGGGGGGGGUCUCGCGGGUCCCGAAAUGCCGACUGAGUAUUUCAUGUCAGUAGCAGUGCGGUGAAGGGUGCGGGCUCUCCGUGCCUCGCUCGUCAGGGAUGCAUGUGCCCGGGGAGGUACCGCGUGUGUCUCCACACAUCCGCCCGUGGCACGGUUUUCUCGUGUUCGGCGAUUACUCUGUGAACGCUUUUUCGUUCUGCAGUCUUUCGGUAGCAUGUGGAUCACUCUGGAUGUGGAAUAAGAACUCAGGAGGCAGUUUAACCAUAUGUUGAUCUGAAAAAGCCGAGCACGUUUCGGUGCGGGAGGGAGGGAGGGAGGGCGGGCAGCAGCCCCGCACUGGGCCGGCCCUGCCCUGACCGCUGGUUAGGUGGCAUCCACCCCCCGUGCCUCUCAUUUAUGUUGCCUUGGGACACAGAUCGCCUGCCUUCCUGAAAUCUUGCAUCUCUUAGCUGCAGCUAUAAUAAACUGCACUAGUUUAGGCUGGGUUUUUCCCACACUCGCGUUUUUGUGUCAGAAGGACUGAAUGAUUUGUCAGCAAGACGUAGUUCCCAUCCCUUGUCAUACACCCAUAAAAGCGUUUAUGUAGAGGUCUCAGAGAAGUCUGACUGUAGAAGAAGCUCUUAGAACAGUGGAGUAAUGAUGUUGCAUGCUGGUUUGUUUUGCAAUGUCAUCAGCUUUAUUUGCUUAGUCUAUGUUAGGCUAUUUUCAGGAAAGGAAUUUGUGUUUGCUCCCACACCAUGGAGGUUUGCAGUUCUGCCCAGUACUUACAGGCUGUGCUGUAGAGAGAGAGUUGCUUUCUGACAGGAACGAUGUUACUGUUGCAUAUAACAAAAUACAUUUUGUGGCCAAAACUGCCAGUUUUUGAGGGAGGGACUGUGAUUUAGAUAUUUGUUGUUAUGACCUCAGAUAAAGAAAAAAAUUUAAUACUCUGAUUUCUUUUUGUGUAAAGAAUGCAAAUCUAACUAACAAGACUUUUUUCCCCUCACUUUUGUUUCUUUUAAUCGUUUCAAUAUGCCCUUGAUGAAGGAAACAAGACUUGCAAGGUGAUUUACAGAAAGGUCAUUUUAAAGCCUCAUUUUAGCCUUUAAACAAGGAGAUGUUCUCUUCACUGUAGUGUAAUCAGUGUUGUUGCCUUCUUUUUGCAGUUUGUAACUCAUUCUAAUUCAUAAAGUACUGUUUCACAAGGUACAGCUAUCCUCAAAAGCCCAGGUCCCUUUUACCAUAGAAUUGUGUAAUGGUUUGGGCUGGAAGGAACCUUUAAAGAUCAUUUAGUUCAACCCCCCUGCUGUGGGCAGGGACACCUUCCACUAGACCAGGUUCUUCUAAGGUCUGUCCAACCUGACCUUGAACAUUUCCAGUGAUGAUACAUCCACAGCUUCCUUGAGCAACCUCUCCCAGUGUCUCACUAUCCUGAUUAUAAAGAAUUUUUUCCUUUCAUCCAAUCUAAAUCUGCCUUUUUUAAUUUAGAACAACUGCACAUUGUACUUUACAGAUCCUGGUAAAAGCUCUCUAUCUCUUUCUUAUAAGCCUUUUUUAAGUAGUGAAAGGCUGCAGUAAGGUCUCCCCAGAGCCUUCUCUUCUCUGGGCUGAACAAUCUCAACUCUCACAGCCUUUCUUCAUAGGAGAGGCACUCCAGUCCUGUGAUGUCUUUGUCAGAGGCCCACCUCUGGACUUGUUCCAGCAGGUCCACAUCAUUACACAGUUCCCAGCACUUCACAUGGGAUCUCAGCAAAGCAGAGUGGAGGGGCAGAAUCCGGAUCCCACAGUCUGUGUCUCAUGGCUGAAGAUAGUAUUGGCCCCAAUAUGGGCCCUUGAGGGACACCACUCGUUACUGGUUUGUGCUUGCUACAUUGAGCUGUGGCUCUUUGGAUGUGGCCAUCCAGCCAGUUUGUUAGCCAUUUAACAGUUCAAGUCCAUAUGUUUCCAAUCCUUCAUCAUUUCCUUAUUUUCUGUCUUCUGCCCUCCUAGGUCAUUGAAGGCCAAUUUAACUCCCUGGAAUAGCAGAAAAACUUGUGCUUUACUAAGUUUUCUGCUGUUUUGUGAGUUCAUUUAGCUCAUGGAAAGUCUGAUGAGGGUGUGAGCUGUCAGGGAUCGUGGAGGGGAGGGAAAUAGAAAAAAGAUGCCCCUAUUCUGCAGCAGCAAGUUGUUAGAUCAACUCAUCUACUCAAGGAAGCGUAGCUACAGCAUGAGGGUAAUUAAGUCACAUCCAUAGCAUAUUUUUGCAUUACAUUUUUCCAUAUUCAGACUUAAAGAUGGAAAGUAGCAUUAAUUGUUUAGAACAUGACCCAGUAAGUUUGAACGUGCAUUCCUGUGUACUUUCCCAUCUGUAAUGCAGUUGUUGCGUGUGGCUGCAAUGAGAUGUUGCAGUGCUUGAUGCAGCAGUCUUUUGCUUUGCUGCUUUUCUUGGCAAUGUUGAUCUGAUGCCCAAUUUUUGUACAUUGUGCAGAUAUCACCAGUAACUUCCUGUAAUAUUAGAAACUUUGAAGAGUACAAGCAGACCUCUUCCUACCACUCUGUAUAUCUAGUACUGGCAGACCCAUUUUAUUUGCUUGUUGUGUUUCUUUUUGAACUAAAAGGAUAAAUAAUUUUUAAAAAACGUUAUCAUCUUUGUAAGAGCAACAAAAGUCAUUAUUCCAGUACUGUGGUACUAUUGGCUGGGUGAUUAUAGCUGGGGGAGGUAUUGUGCAUCUUAGAACAUCUUAUACAUCUCAAGAUUUAAGCUUUAAAAAGAACAGUGCAGAAGUAACAAACUGAACAUAACCAGAAAAAACCAACUUGCUUUCCUUUUGAGAGACCUGACAGGGUUUACAGGGCCUUGCAAAGAAAUAAGUAUGUUUUCUAAAACCAAGGCAUGCUUAAAAAGGAACAACCUGCAGGUUCUUAGUGUUAUUAACCUUUUGAGUGUGUGUUGAAUUUUUGCGGUGAGAAAUUUCUCAGGAGUUUCUGUCAUGUGAUCUGUUUUUUAUUUACUCUGGAGAGCUGAGACUGCAUUAGACCAAGGAAUUGACUAAAAGUCCCUUGAAAAGUAAAGUUAUGUAUUUUAGUAUGAUACAUCCUAUGAUAAAGGUUGUUAUCUGUACAACUUGUAUAAAACAAGUCAACUUCCUGGCUAGACUAAAUACAUGAUAACAGAGUUGAGUGGCAGUGUGGUAGUGCUGUUGCCACUAUGUGAAAAGUCAGGGUGCUUGUCUUUCCUUUAUACUCACACAAGCUUUUAUACCUUGAGCUAAUUCAUUAAUUUUCACCUUGUGUGAGCCCUGGACCGUGCUGUUCCUUGUGCACCCUACCACAUUACUUUGAAAGCCUAAUGUGCUCUAAGACACAUGGAUUGAUAUUUUUAUGUUCUUGCCUUCUAUUACAACCAUUAGUUUCAUAAGCCAGGGAAUACUCUAUUUACAUGCUGCAGCCUGAUAAUUCUGAAAAGUGCUGCUGGACACAUUGAAAGUGUCAUUAGGACAUCAUCUCAUUUUGACCUACUCUUAAGUUGCCAUUGAGGUCUGAUUUGAAAUGAGUGGUUGUGUUUUUCUACUGUGCUUUUUAAAUUCAUGCUCUGUUGGUUUUUAGCAUUCCAUGCAGUUCUGUAGGGUUUCUCAUUGCCAAAUAUUAUAAGUAGGUUUAGGUUGAACUAGUAUUUAUACUGGUCUCAAGAAUGCCUGGAGAAUUUUUUUCUUUUUGUGAGGACUUGUUGCUGUACUGUAUAAAAGGGUUGAAAGGACAUCAUGGUGUGGGAGAGAAUGUUUUCCAUUGAAGUAUGAAAAGGCAACAGCUAUGGCUGAAGGAAAGAUGCUACAUGGAUGACUUUGCAAUUCAACUUAAUGUCCUCAUGCAUCCUGAAGAGAUAUAUAUUUAUUUUAGUUGGUUUCAAGUCAACAGGAGCAGGAUUUGGUCCCUGUAGUUCUUAAUUCAAAGUUUUGAAUUCAUAGUCUGCACUAGAACAAAAAAAAGUGCUUUCAGUUUAGGAAUUACUCUUCUGAAUUAAUUUCCACAAAUUAUGCAAUCUGCAUUGUUGUUCGUAUUUUUUUUUCCCAAACUUCAAUCUAAUUUUUCUUUAAUUGUUUUAUUCACUUCUUAUUUUUCAGGAGUCUUUGAAAAACCCUUAGUGAUCAUGACAUUGUUACAAGUGACAUAAGUUAGCCAGUGGCUCAGAAUGAUGGAUACCCAGAAGACUACAAAUGAACUGUAAUCCUGUGGAAACACCUGCACAUGAGUAUUGUCCAGUCUGCAAAGAGAAGGGUCAGAUCCAAGGUUUACGGACUUACCGCCUUAAUUUUCAGGAGUCCAUUUUUCUUUGUGAAAAUCCUCAGUGUAUCUACCCACUUGGUUAUAAACCAUUAAACAGCAUAAUUACAUCUACUGGUUCAGAAAAUCAUCAAGUUCCAUCUACUCAUAAGAAAAGGAAAUUGGGUGAAACCAGUGACUUUUCUGCUGUCAAAGCAGAUCCAAAAAAAGCAAGAGCUAACAAUGUGCUCGGUGUUGAGCCCACCAUUAAUGCAGACUCUGUUGUGAAAUGCUACCAGAAUAGUUUGUGUAUUCCCAAGGCAAGCCUACAUGAUGUAUUACAAAAUGACCAGCAAAACCCUGGCAACCAUGUGGGGUCCUGCAUGCCGAAGGUGGAUUUCGAAACAGCCACCAAGACCAACAACUACCAAGAAACUCCACCAAAGACUUCUAGUCCCAAAACACAACUGUUGCCAAAUUCUGAACUUUUAUCAACAGCAUCUGAAAUUUCACUUGAAGAGGAUAAAGGUUCCACUAAUGACAGAGAUUUGUGUCUUCAGUGGAGAAACAUACAUAAUCUUUGUUGGUUAGAUUGUAUUUUGUCAGCACUGGUACACUUAGAAACAUUAAAAUUUGCUCUAGCAGAAGAAUAUAACAAUGGAAAAUGUUUACUCCAGAAACUCUUAACAAAAUAUAAUCAAGCAUCUGUUCUUCUGAAUACCUGUAAAAGGAGCAAAGUGAGAGAUGUUCUUCCGAAAGCAGAAUUUCUUCUCAAUGAAAUCAGAAACGUAAUGUUUACACAACUUCAGCCUCAGCUUAGGUGUGAAUUGGGUAAUAUGGAGAAUCCAGUGUUUGCACUUCCGCUACUCUUACAGCUGGAUCAACCAGCUGAGAAACUAUUCUUGCAUUCAUUUUCAUGGAAGUUUGAAUGUGUAUGUUGUGGCCACAAAUACCAGGACCGAUUGAAGAAAACACUAACAACAUUCACAAAUAUAAUUGCUGAUUGGCAUCCACUUAACGCUAUUCAUAUUGGACCAUGUAAUAACUGUGGUGAUACAUCUCAAAGACAGCAGAUGAUCUUGGAAAAAGUACCCUCAAUAUUAAUGUUCCAUUUUGUGGAAGGCUUGCCACAUAACAACCUGGACAAAUACUCGUUUCAGUUUGAGGAGGACACCUACCAAAUAACAUCUAUUGUUCAAUACCAAACAGAUAAGAAGCACUUCAUAAGCUGGUCUUUGAAUCCUGAUGGAACUUGGCUUGAAUGUGAUGAUUUAAAGGGUCCAUAUUGCAAGAGACAUAAAAGAUUUGAAGUUCCUCCUUCAGAGAUUCAUAUUGUUAUCUGGGAAAAGAAAGCAUCCCAUGUGCCAGAAGAACUGAAUUCACAGUUCCAAAGUAAAAAUAGUGAAGAUUUUCCUCUUAAUAAUGUGCAGUCAAAUUCCACAGUGUUGCACUGUGGUUUUGAUAACACUGUAGGCAAAACACCUGCAGAACACCGCAAAGAGGAUUCUGUGAGGACUCCGGAGAAGAAACAGCAGCGAGUAGCUGAGGAUGAAAGUAUUGUUCAUCAUGGUUUAGAAAAUCUGGGAGAUGAUGAUCUUAUUACACUGAUGCUUGAAGAAGUUCUAAUUGACUCGGAAGAUAAAUCGCUGCUGAACGGACAGAUGGUGGGAAAUAACCUUGUUGAUGGAUGGGGCACACCACAACAGCAGGAACCAGCUUUUUCACUUAGCACUCCAUAUCCAGGAGAGUUUGCUGGAACUAGUCUAGCUAUGCACAAUAAAUCUAUGUUGUAUGAAAAUUCCAGUAUUUGCUUACCUCUAGAAGAGUUGAACCCAGUAAAUAUUACUCCUCCUGUGCCCAAAAAACAUGACCCUGAUUCAUCUGACUCAUCGCCUUCUCGAACAAAUGACAGAACUAAUUUAGCUAACAGAGAACAUGGAUUGAAUUCAGAACUACUGCUAAACAAAAAGUUGCUAGCAGUAGAAAAUAAUAUACAAAAAUCACCUGAUUUGAAAGAUGCAAGCAAAACUGUAGUUAAUUCUCAAGUUGGCAGUCCUUCUGGUGCCAAUAAUUCGGUUCAGCCUUCACACAAAGACAAAAAAGGAGGAUUUGUAGGAAGCUGGGUAAAAAAAUUAUUGAACAAGAAUACUUCUUUUAUGCCUUCAAGUGCCUCAGCUCUCAAGAAUGAGAGAAGUUGCAAAACUCCCUCAGUGCAAAAAACAAGUGAAGUACGGCUGCCAAUUAAGGGCGCAAGUAACUUUGGUGGAUUUCAAAGCAGAAGUACAAAGAAAACAGUUGAGACGCUGAAGUUACUAGCUCCUCAGAGUAAUAAUACUCAUCCUUUACCAAAUUUCAAAGGAUUUUCUCAAAGCACUUGUCUUCCAACAGCAAAUCAUACCGCUAUUGCAGGUCCAACAUGGAAUAAGUUGGGAAGUACGCUGGGUACCUCAGGUAAAGUGACUCAGUUCCCUUCACCUGGCUAUAACUCUGGGAAGGCAGAAGAGUCAGAGAGUGACAAAACAAAAAAACUUCGCCUAAAAUUGUUAAAAAAACUUAAUGCUAAAAAGAAGAAAUUGGCUUCACUGGAUAGAUUAGCAGUGGAACAGAUGAAAGAGGAAAAACCUGUGAGUGGAGACAUAAGCACCCCAUUGCAAACUGAAUCUCAAAAUGACAGUGAGUUACUGCAGAGCUUUUUAAGGGAGCUGCAGUAUCAGAUUGAUGUCACAGGUAAUGAAUCUAAAUUUAAUGCAAAGCCUGUGCCAGGGUGCACUGACCAUAAUAACACUGAUGAAAUACUGGCGGAAUUACUGUCUCCUACUUCAACUGUCGCUUCCUUGAAGACUCCAAAGAGCGAAGAUGAGUGUAUGUACAUGGAAAUGGUGGACAGCUGCGUGACAGCAACCGUGUCCGAUGAGAACACCAGUGCGCCACAGGCAGCAGUGACAAGUGAGGACCACAAUUACUACAGUCCUGUAAAGGACACUAAUAUGGAGCUUGAUGCAAUAAACAAACACAGUGUGAAAAAACUUCCUUUUGAAAGUCCUACAAGAGAUGAUAUCCUCGAAGACCUGUUCUCCAUUUCAGCACCAAGCUCAAUGGCAGGUGACAUAGAUUUACCUCAUUUUGAUGAAACUCUGUUUGAAACUUGAUAAAUACUCAGUUUCUUGGGUUUAAGUAUUUUUUCAGUAUUAUGUAUAUUUUGAACAAAGCACUACUAAAUUAUAUUAUAUAACUAAUUGCACACUGGCUGUACUUGAACAAUUUACAUUUGAGGUAUUUUUUUUUUCUUAACAUUUUAUUGUAACAAGCAAAUCAGGGUUUAAUUAAUUUUAUUUUUCUGAGAAGCAGUUAUUUUAGCUGUCAGAUACGAUGAUGAUUCUUAAUUAAAAGCUCCUAUGAGUCUUAAUUUUGCUGCUUUUAAUAUGAAAAACAUCCAUACUCUAGUGAGUUUGAGAAAUAAUUAAGUUCUGUAAUCUUGAUGAUGUAAUGGUGUAAGAAAUACUGUUUAUGUAGUAGUGAUUUAUUUUAUGGGAUCACUCAACUCCUGAAGUUAUUUUGUCCAACAUUUAAAAAAAAAUUUUUAGGUACCUUCUGUAAUUAGGGAAUUUUGCAUCCUCUGAUAAGAAGAUCAUUUGUAACAUUAUAAACUUGAGGCUGGCAUUCUGUUAGGUUGCUGUUCAACUCCUUACAGAAUUACUAUUCUACAAGCUCCUGUUGAUGUAUACACCCCUUGGAUCCAAAAAAUGAUGGAGACAUGGUAGAAAAUGUCCUAUUUAAAGUUACAGCAUGUACUGAGUCUUCAUCCUGGGCAACUGUGAAUAUAACUUGGCAGAAUAUUCUUCUGAGCCAGGUUAUUUUUUUAAAGUAGAAUUAGUAAGAUUCAGUCCGGAGUUUGCAUCACUAUCAGAUGUACCUUGCAGAUGAGCUGCAAAAUAAUUUAAUGAAAGAAAGGUUUCUAAGAAUUAAUUUAACUGUAAGUUAAUGCCUAUUACUGUUGUCACUGAGUUUUUCAUGACUCAAGCAGCGCACCCCCAUCCGUAUGUAAGAUGCCAAGGAGAGACAAGGUCAGUAGGAAGAAAGUAAUGGAAAAAUGUGGCAAGACAGCAGUGAGUAAGCAGAGGGAUUCACACCUUGAUGUUUCAGGAUUUGUAUAGCUUUCAUUUUGCUAGAUGGGAGUCUUUUUUAAAUGCAUAGACACAAAGCUGAGGGUAUUAUAUGCCAAGUUAGAUUAGCUGUACAUUUUUCUUGUUCUUGGAAAUAAGGAUUUUAUCAGCAAGUCUUUAUACCAGGCAUUUUUAGAGCUGUUCUGCAUUUUUUCAUUGUUUUAGAUCCCAAGUUCAAAACAUUAAAUGCUCAGUCUUAUUUUUCCAGUACAUGCAGUUGAACAUAAUGCUAUUACAAAGCGUGGCUACAGAUUUUAAUGGUUUUGGAUUGUUUGAACUAUGUUUAAAAAGUGUUUGAAAAACUAGCACUGGCCCUGAACUCACGGUGUCAACUUAUUUCUGCUGCAGUUGGGUACAUUGUUACCAAACUGGUACUUCAGGCAGUGAAUAGUUUCAUUCUUGAAAUGUAAGUUUUUGUGAAGAACUUGAGCUGGUUUUUUGUUUCAAAUACUGUAAUUGGUAAUGUUACAAUAGAAAACAAAUGAAUGGAUUCUGAAUGUUAAGAGCUGGCAUACUGCUGGUGAAAUGUUUGCCCGUUUGUGAAUUCCCUAAUUAAAACAAAAAAAAAAGCUGA
This is a messenger RNA of Corvus hawaiiensis (hawaiian crow), 9015 nucleotides long. It is a transcript of the gene USPL1, whose product is annotated as ubiquitin specific peptidase like 1. Bases 4233 to 7427 code for a protein of 1064 amino acids. Lineage: Eukaryota; Metazoa; Chordata; Aves; Passeriformes; Corvidae. Gene Ontology annotation, molecular function: SUMO binding. Gene Ontology annotation, cellular component: Cajal body. Gene Ontology annotation, biological process: Cajal body organization; protein desumoylation. The record is from RefSeq and is a predicted model, not a curated record. The transcript is spliced from 8 exons.